GUCACUCACAUGAGUGUAGAGUUUUGCACAGUGUCCAGUUUAAGAAGCUGAAUCUUAUUUUUACUAUCACUUUACUGUAUUUGAAUGAUGUUAAGAACGCUGUGUCGGGCCGGCGGGGCGCUUUUGCAGCAAACCCAGCGGACUGCGCCGAGGUUGUGGGUAACACCAGCACAGCAGCGAUGGGCGUCCAGCUUGCCCAUGAACACUGUGAUCCUGUUUGUGCCCCAACAGGAAGCCUGGGUGGUUGAGAGGAUGGGUCGCUUCCACCGGAUCUUAGAGCCGGGUUUAAAUUUCCUCAUACCCUUACUUGACCGAAUUCGCUAUGUGCAAAGUCUCAAAGAGAUAGUGAUUGAUGUCCCGGAGCAGUCUGCUGUAUCUCUAGAUAAUGUAACACUACAGAUUGAUGGAGUGCUUUACUUAAGGAUCCUAGACCCUUUUAAGGCCAGUUACGGUGUUGAGGAUCCAGAAUAUGCUGUCACACAAUUGGCACAGACCACCAUGCGUUCUGAAUUGGGCAAACUCACACUGGACAAAGUGUUCAGGGAGAGGGAGUCCCUAAAUUCCAACAUCGUCCACUCCAUCAACCAAGCUUCAGAUGAGUGGGGAAUUCGUUGCCUCCGUUAUGAAAUCAAAGAUAUACAUGUUCCACCUCGUGUCAAAGAAUCCAUGCAGAUGCAGGUGGAGGCUGAGCGUAAAAAGAGAGCCACGGUGCUGGAGUCUGAGGGGACGAGGGAAGCGGCCAUUAAUGUCGCUGAGGGCCGUAAACAAGCUCAGAUCCUGGCCUCAGAGGGAGAAAAAGCAGAGCAGAUCAAUCAAGCGGCUGGUGAGGCCCAAGCUAUCUGGGCCAAAGCUGAGGCAAAAGCAAAGGCCAUCCGUCUGCUGUCAGAGGCUCUGACUGAGCAGAAUGGAAAUGCAGCGGCCUCGCUAAGUGUGGCCGAGCAGUAUGUGUCUGCUUUCUCGAACCUAGCCAAAGAGUCCAACACCAUCCUUCUGCCCUCUAAUACUGGUGACAUCAGCGGAAUGGUCACACAGGCCAUGACCAUUUACAGCACGUUGGCAAAGACGAGCCCAGCAGUAGCCAAGACAGAAGCGGUGGAGGAGAAGAGUGAAGAGCUUCAGAACCAAUCGGAAUCAAUUCAGUAGCAGUCAGAGUCAAAAUGAACUCAAAGCAGUAAAUGACACAGAACCAGAGGAGGCAGUUUAUGUGUCAGUCGGCGGGGGCUCCAAGGCAUUGCUGCGUGACUGAAGGUUCACAAAACCACAUGUUUUUAAGUAAAAGGAUUUGUAAUCUUCACUGUUCAGUUAUUGUCAGAUUGGGAAAUAAACACCAGCCUCCAGCCAAAUAUACUCAUAGCAGUGAAUUUAAAGGUUUUGAAUAGAACCGCACUACUACAUUCAAUAAUUUGAUAAUUUGACAUUUGAUAAAACAUUCAAUCAUGUUUAAUGUUUUCUCCUCUUUGCAACCUGUGCUCCUGGGCUGGCCCAAAUAUCUUUUUUCAGGUUCUGUGGGUUCAUUAGUAUUAAUGCGGUAAACACAGUCAGCUCAGGUGAACCAUCUGCUUUCAGUGUGGCUAGUUUACAGAAAUCAGUGCCAGUGAUCAGUGAGUUCUUCAGCUGUUUUCUGCAUCUUUGGGACCAGCACCUUUUGAGUUGCUACAUUCGAUGGCUGGCUGGAUGUCUCAGAAUGGUAGGAAGUCUAGUUAAAGCGUAGUUAAUUCACAAUUUGGCCUGUGUUUGAUUAAAACAUCUCCCUGAAAAAGCUAAACCAAUAGUUGCUUGAGAAAUAGUCUUGAGAAUGUGUAAAAUGAUUCAGAAAUAAUUCCCUCUUGAUAAUUAGUUAGUAUACAAAGUCAGCCCUAGGAACAAUUGUUCCUGUUUAUAGCUAUAUUCACCUCUUAUGUCUUAUGGGUAUAUUUAUUAAAUUUCAAGGUUCUCUGCAAAGCUAACAAGUUUGUCAUUUCAUAGGUUUCUUUCAUACUUACAACAGGUUUAUGGAACAUAAUGCAAAAUGAAAUUGGCACAUCUGAGUAUGUGUCAUUUGAGACUCUCACAAAGUGAUAAAACUUCAUUAGAAGGUUUAAGAUGUGGUGGAAAGGGAUGUUGUGAAGCACUUGUUUAAAAAAAUAUACAGUGAUGUUACAAGACAAUGGUGUGAAACGACUCAUGAGAAACUACUGGACUUCUUUAAAUGUAAUGUGUGGAAAAUGUUAUGCAGAAAAAACUCCCAGCAUAAUAAAAUAAAGUUGUUAAGUUGGUUAA
Molecule: messenger RNA, 2259 nt
Organism: Seriola dumerili (greater amberjack)
Lineage: Eukaryota; Metazoa; Chordata; Actinopteri; Carangiformes; Carangidae
Gene: stoml2
Product: stomatin like 2
Exons: 10
Coding region: 85-1143 (352 amino acids)
Cellular component (GO): membrane
Source: RefSeq, a predicted model, not a curated record